CGCCAGGUCUCUUCUGCUAUCUUGACAGCUUCGUGCCUUCGUCUCCAAAGUCCACCGGGAAAUCAUGGCGACUCUCACCGGCAUGAACAUCUCCUCCCCUAGACUCGCGGCCAGGCCGCUCCGCUCGUCUCGUCCUCAGCCGCAGAGCCUCGGCUUCCAGCGGCUGAGCCGCCGCACCCCCCUGCGGACGAGGCUGGUGGCGGCGGCGGCGCCGGAGCAGAUAGAGGAGAAGGUGGCGGAGAGCAUAAGGGAGGCGGAGGAGACGUGCUCGGAGAACCCGGUGAGCGGGGAGUGCGCGGCGGCGUGGGACGAGGUGGAGGAGCUGAGCGCGGCGGCGAGCCACGCGCGGGACCGGAAGAAGGAGUCGGACCCGCUCGAGAGCUUCUGCAAGGACAACCCGGAGACCGACGAGUGCCGCACUUACGAUAAUUAGAAGUUUAUAAAUUUUCAGAUAAUAUUCCGGUCGAUUUUAUUUUCGAAUGAAUAAUUUCUUUUUGGUGGAAUGGACCUUUUUCCUUCUUCUUUUUUUAAUCUUUUUUAAUUUGUUGAAGCUUUAAUGGGUUUACUGUGGCUUUGUGUAAAAUUAAGAAGCGCGUGCAAUAUGUGGGGGUGUAAGCUAUGGUUGGUUUUCUGAUGCAAAAUAACAAAUUAUGUUUUCUUUUCUGUUUA
Eucalyptus grandis is the source of this 669-nucleotide messenger RNA. Its product is annotated as calvin cycle protein CP12-1, chloroplastic. Gene Ontology annotation, cellular component: chloroplast. The record is from RefSeq and is a predicted model, not a curated record. Gene Ontology annotation, biological process: negative regulation of reductive pentose-phosphate cycle. Lineage: Eukaryota; Viridiplantae; Streptophyta; Magnoliopsida; Myrtales; Myrtaceae.